GCAACAACAGUCCAAGAGACCACAGCGCAGCGCCAACGCCGCCGAACGCACCCACAACCAUGACCCCCUCCAUGAUGGCCACUCGCAACGCGUUCCCGCUCAACACCCCGGCGACGCUCAUGUACGUGCGCGAGAAGACCAGCAGCGACGCGACCAAGACCGACUUCGUCACCGCAUCAGAGCCCCGCGACUCGACGGGGGCCAAGCUGUCGCGCAAGAUGAAAGAGCUGUUCGGGAGCAGCAAGAGCCAAAAGCAAGCGCUGAGCCCCUCCGAGCAGCGCGAGAGCAGGAAAGAGGCGCAGCGACGGCACAGCUCUGCACCAAGCCUCACACCGCCGAAGAUGAACGCCCACACGCGCUUCGCCCUGCCGAUGAACACGCACGGCAACCUCAAGUACCUGACCGACAAGACUCUGGCCAACGCCGACCGCGCCGACAGCCAGCCCACCAACAAGCCCACCACGGUCACUAGGCCGAGACGCGACUCGUCCGCCUCGAAGCUCGCGCAGAAGAUGAAGAUGCUCUUCUCGGACAAGAACGCGAAGACAGCAGCGCCGACGCCUGAGGAAGAGGCCGCGGCGAACGAGAGGAAGCGCUCGACUAUGUGCCGGCUCCUCGGCGCGCACGCAUUCGAGCACAUGGGCCGUCGUCGCUAUGCGCACUCCGCGGCUUCCUUCGCGCCCUCCCGCCCCAUGGUCGCCGCCGUGUCCGUCUCGCUGUCGGCGGGGCCUCGCACCACGCGCAUGACGACGCGCACCGCCCCAAGAAGCGCCGCUUCGUCCCGCUCCGCCGCAUCCUCCAAGUCCUCGACGUCGUCCUCGGCGCCCUCCGCCGCCCCAGCGCGUCGCCGUCCACGCACCGCGUCCACCGCCGGACCGCUCAAGGGCGUCGUGGCCAUGGUGGACGUGCGCGUGGGAGCCGACGCGCAGAUCGACUGCAGCGACGUCGUGGCGCGCAAGCUGCGCGAGCUGGGCGCGUCCACCGUCAAGCGCUUCACGCCCAAGCUCACGCACAUGGUGCUGAGCCACUUCACGCCCGUGUGGAAGACCAAGAUCGCCAAGUGGCAGGCGGGCGGUGGCUCCAUGGCGGCCGCGGCCACGCGCUACGAGCUCAAGAUUGUGUCGCAGCUAUGGGUCAACGCCUGCUACGUGAGCAAAAAGCGGAUGGACGAGCGCCCGUUCUUCCCCGUGAGCCAGCAGAACACAGUGGAGGCAGCCGUGAAUACAGCCAAGCCCAAACUUAAGAGGCGACAGUCGCUCGGCGCGGACGCGCCCAAGGCGGCGGACGGAGCCUCGGAGACGCGGGAAGUAGAUAACGCGACAAAGACGACGAACACCAAGAAAACAGAUGCUGAAAUUAAUGACAACGUAGCGCCGCCUUCGACGCCGCCGCCGAAGAUUAACAAGGCACUUAAUGGAGCGAAACGGAAGCGGCGCGCGCACUCGAUGGAGCCCAUGACGUCGGAUGCUAUAUUGAAAAUGCUGGGUACGACAGAGCAAGUGCCCCAGACGAUAGUGUUGACUACGCCGACCCAGCCUAUUCGACAAAAGAAAUUGAGCUCGUCGGCAAAGCGGAGAAAGACGUUGAACGGACCGCCGACACAACAUGAUGAGGACGAAAUCACAGCGUCGCAGGCGAGUGGAAUUGUGGCUGAGAGCGAGUCGGAAAACGAACUGGAGGAGGAGGCAGAAGCACGGAGGAACGAGGUGAUUGUGAUUAAGCCUGCUGCGAGAAAAGCUGCACGGAAGCUUCCAACGUCAGCAACUCCUUCUAGUGCCGUGAAGAUGACGCAGAGCGCCGCAAAAAAGCGAGCUCGUCCUCCAGUUUCCCUCAACACUUUAACGACCCCAGUUGUGAAGAAGGCUCGGCGUGAUAACAAUAAGGAGAAUACUGUCGACGGCAAGCUCAUGGGAACACCAGGAUCAGUCUCGGGGUUCAGCAGGAAAUAUCGGGACUUAGACUCAACCCCCAUUCCCAUGGCGAUGAGUUUUUCUAGCACAUCCAGCAGAACGACACCACGCAAGAUUCCGCGCAACGUCAUCGGUAUUACGGGGGUUGGUCCAGAGGCGCGUGGGGUUCUUCAGUGCGCUAUUCACGCUAUCGACGCCAACAUGGCUAAUGAAGACGGACAUCGUAAAGUGCGUGUGGUAAAGAGUGUGGACUACGCGGCUGGCGUAACGCACCUUAUCGUGGGGAAGGAUGCAAGACGCACCAUUAAGGUGCUCUUCGCAAUUGCUCGUGGCGCCUGGAUUGUGACUGAAGACUGGGCGUUUUCAUCGCUAGAACAGGAACGCUGGUUGCCGGAACAAGACUUUGAGCUGACGAUGUUCGCUAACAAAUAUUCUCGCGAGCACCCCGAAUCUCGGCAGAUUUUCAAGGGCAUGAAGUUUUUCGUCGGGUCUAACGUUGAGCCGUCUCGCGAAGUUCUCCAAUCUUUAAUCCAGGUUUCCGGUGGAGAGAUUUGCAAACAGAUAUCUGUAGCUGACAUUUGCAUCUGCGGUGAUGCUUCGCUGUUUCGGCGAGCCCAACGGAAUGGAAUGCGAGUUGUCACCUCCAAGUGGGUGUUUGACAGCAUCGCGACCAUGAAGCUCGAAGACGACGCGAAGUACACUUUUACCGACUCGUUCGGAGCCUUUGGUACGCCCGCUAAAACGCCCAUGAAAAAGCGUGCUGCGGCCUUUGGACUCGAAGCUCACUCCUCGGUGCCAGAGUGA
Phytophthora sojae is the source of this 2714-nucleotide messenger RNA. RefSeq lists its product as hypothetical. Gene Ontology annotation, biological process: mitotic cell cycle. The transcript has 6 exons. Lineage: Eukaryota; Oomycota; Peronosporomycetes; Peronosporales; Peronosporaceae. The record is from RefSeq and is a predicted model, not a curated record. Bases 60 to 2714 code for a protein of 884 amino acids.